Molecule: messenger RNA, 1884 nt
Organism: Yamadazyma jaroonii
Lineage: Eukaryota; Fungi; Ascomycota; Pichiomycetes; Serinales; Debaryomycetaceae
Source: the annotation of a GenBank genome assembly
AUGAUUCAAGAUAUAGUUAUCACGAGGAACAAGGUGUAUCCUCGAGGAAUUACCUCCAAUGACAGUUCAAUGGUAUCUGUGAAUCAAGGGCUGUCGUUACUCUUGUUGGAGCCCAAGUUUCCUAAUUUACAUCAGACUUUAGAAUGCUUCGAUGAGAAUAACAAUAACUUAAUCACAAAGAAUCUUUUCAAUCAUCUCAACAUUCUAGAUAGUAAUACGCUUGAUAAGUUUGACAUAAGAAAGUUUAACAAGACCAAUGUUGUAUCCUCAUCGACAGAUUUCCAUUUUGCCCGUGUUGAACCAAUCAUCAUCAAACAUAAAUGGUUCAAUCACUCUAAGAAUAAUAAGAGGAACCUGUUAAUGGUCUUAUUCAAUUCAGGAGAAUGUAUUUUGGUCAACAACGUCAACAAUGAAUGGGUAAUGACUGACAGUUACUUCAAUUGGUGCUUGAGACAGGGUGGUAUAAGAAAUGAUGAUCUUGAAUAUAAUCUACAAUAUGAAGAAUAUAUCGAGUAUAAGGUAAAAGAUUUUGAAAUUUGUCAGGAAACUAAAAGUUUCUCCAUCUUAACUGAAUCAAAUUGUUUCAGGGAAUUUGAUUUGAAUUUUGAGUUGUUAGAUGAAUUUACAGUUAAACAUCAGGUCAUAAAUUUUAAAUAUAGUAUCGAUUUUUAUGUGUAUACCACAGUUAAGAAUGAAAUCGUCACUCGAGAUGGUAAAGUGCUCCUGGAAGAAAACAGAUUCAAAAUCAGUAAGAUUGAGUUGAAGGAUAAUCUUGUUUAUGCCACCAAUUCUAAACAGGUAUUUAUUCAUGAUAUUGUCUCCGGUAUCAACGAAAUUAUACCUCUCGCCAGCCACUGGGUCAAUGAUCUUCAUAUCUUCGACGGUAAAUAUCUUGCUAGUGACGACAGCAGUAUCUUCUGUAAUGAUGCUACCGUGCAAAAUAUCAUCGAUCGACAACUCAAAAUGAUCAAGAUUAAGAACGAUGGGAAACUUAUGAUCUAUGGUACAACGAUAAUGAACGGAGUUCUAAUAGUGGUCUAUAAGAAUUAUCCAAUUAACACUUUAAAUUACACAAUUUUGAGUAAGCAGGAGUUCAAACUCAGUUUCAUUCCUAUAAAACAUACAACGAACCAUAAUCUUAAUUUGAUCAAUAAUCUUUGGUUCGAACACUACAGUGAUAUCAAGAUAUUCCCAGAGAACUCCACCAUAACGUACGAUUUGAUAGACAAGUUCCUAGCAUCUUUGACAGAUUUAAAGACAAAUAUGGCUUUGGAAUUCAAGUCAUUGAUACCACAGAUUCAAUUUAAAGAUCAAUUUGCGGAUUAUCUAAUAUCGAAUUUCACCACAAACCCAGACAUUUUGAAUUUACAAGAUGUUUACAAUUUCAAUGCCACCAUAAUAAUUGGUUUGAACGCCUUGAUUGAAAGGUUGAAAUCAAUUUCAAAUCUAGAUAUCAGUCUUUUGGAAAAGUGUCAAGCUUUCUAUUAUAAAUUGUCUGAGGAACAAACUCUUGUUCAAACUACAAUCCAGCGAUUUUUGUUUCAAGCGAUCGUGAAUUUUGACUACCCUUUACAACACGAUAUUGAUAAAUUUAUUAUCGGGAACUACACCACAUUCCUUGGAUUACCUAAUCCAUACCCCGACCUUACUGUUGAAAUUUCAACAACAUUUUUCAAAGAGUCAUUUAGAAUCGGCUCCAAUGUUUCUUUAUCCGAUCACCAAUGGCCUCAGUGUGCUCUUACUUUCCUUCCCAUUAUGGACUUAAAUUCGAAUACCGAUUUGCUAAACAAGUUUCACUAUUGCUCAAAUAAAGAUAGCAAAUUUGUUUCUGAAUUAACUUCUAUAUUGAGUUAUUGUAUUGUAACGGGGAACAGGUUCAAAUAG